This is a messenger RNA of Pseudophryne corroboree (corroboree frog), 10352 nucleotides long. It is a transcript of the gene EEA1, whose product is annotated as early endosome antigen 1. The record is from RefSeq and is a predicted model, not a curated record. Gene Ontology annotation, molecular function: 1-phosphatidylinositol binding; metal ion binding. The transcript is spliced from 29 exons. Gene Ontology annotation, cellular component: early endosome. Lineage: Eukaryota; Metazoa; Chordata; Amphibia; Anura; Myobatrachidae. The coding region runs from base 270 to 4466 and encodes 1398 amino acids. Gene Ontology annotation, biological process: endocytosis.
CAGGACAUACUGUAAAUAUGGGAGGUCUGUGCUAGGUGGCACCAGAGGGCCCGGGCUCAGGCUGUGACAGAGGAGCGGCUCUGGAGUGUAAACAUUGUCGUUGGUUUGAAUGAUCGAGAAGAAAAGAUAUUACUGCUCCCUCUGCCUGUGCCGCCGGUGCCAGCUGCUGCGGCCCAGUGUUGAGCAGCGCAAGAGAGAGGCCUGUGAUCCAGCCGCCCGCAGCAGCAGCUUCAGUCUCCGCAGUGCGCACGCAGAGUUCGGCCACAGACAUGUUCCGGAGGAUCCUGCAGCUGACUCCGGGCAGAGUUGGCUCUCAGAAUUCUGAAUCGGACUCAUCCGCAACCCCAGGGAACACGGUUAACAAUGAAAGUACCUCAGAGGGCUUCAUUUGUCCACUGUGUAUGAAAUCGCAUGGAACGGCAGAAGAACUUUUUAAACAUUAUGAAGCUUCUCAUGAACCAGCUAGUGACCCUGGUCAUGGAGAAGCCAAUUCAUCUUCAAAAAGGGAAGAGGUACUGCUACUUCGACAGGAGGUACAGGACUUGCAAGCAUCACUUAAGGAAGAGAAAUGGUAUGCAGAAGAACUGAAAAAGGAAUUGGAAAAGGUUCAAGAGCAACUGAAGCAAACACCAGAUGGGAUGACCACAGUAGCAGCUACAGAACUUGAGUCGUUAGAGCAGCAGCUGGAACAAGCCAAGACUGAGAUCUUUAAUAUAAAACAAAUGAAGGACCUGUUUGAGCAGAAAGCAGCACAACUAGCUACUGAAUUGGUUGAGAUUAAAGCGGCCUAUGAUGAAGAGAAAGGUCACUUAGCAGCAACUGAAGAGAAAGUGAAGCUUUUUACACGGGAGCUAGAGACCAAGUCACAAGUGAUAGAAGACUUGAAGACUGAGUUGUUACAACGACCUGGAAUUGAAGAUGUCGCUGUGCUGAAAAAGGAGCUUGUCCAGGUUCAAAUGUUGAUGGACAAAACCUCACUGGAACGUGAAAAAGAAUCUGAGAAGCUGAAAGAUGAGUGCAAACAGCUACACGUUCAAAACAUUAACGCUGAGGCCACCAUUAACCAAUUAAAAGCUGAGCUUUUAAAAGGCCCACAGGAAGUUGCAGUGUAUGUCCAGGAGCUGCAGCAGCUCAAAGGUUCCAUGGCUGAGUUAUCGCAGAAAAAUGAGAGCUUAGUGGAAAAACUCUUAAAGAAAGAGUUGGAUUACACUCAGAUGGAAGAGAAACACAAUGAGGAGAUCAUGUCCAGGAAGAACCUGCAAGUUAACCUCAACCAGAAGGACGUGGAGUGCCAGCAGCUCCAGGCACGGCUGUCUGCCAGUGAGGCCUUGCUGCAAACUCUCCGAAUAGAGAUGGCUGAGAAGGGAGAAGCCAACCAGAAACUAAAAGAGGAGCUGUCUGAGGUGGAGAUCAAGCACCAGCAUCUCAAAGCGGAGUUCAAACAGCUACAGCAACAACGGGAAGAGAAGGAGCAGCACAGUCUGCAGCUGCAAAGUGAGAUCAACCAGCUCCACAGCAAGUUGCUGGAGACAGAGCGCCAGCUAGGGGAAGCUCAUGGCAGGCUGAAAGAGCAGAGACAGCUGUCUGCGGAGAAACUGAUGGACAAGGAGCAGCAGGUGGCGGAUUUGCAGCUGAAGCUCUCACGUGCUGAGGAGCAGCUGAAAGAGAGAACCUCUACAACAACUGACCUACAGCAUCAGCUGGAGAAGAUAAGACAGCAGCACCAGGAGCAGCAAACACUUCAGCAGACCACUACAUCUAAACUGAGAGAAGCGCAGAAUGAUUUGGAACAGGUAUUACGUCAGAUUGGGGACAAAGACCAAAAAAUUCAAAACCUUGAGGCCUUGCUGGAAAAGAGCAAAAAGAAUAUCUCUGUACUUGAGAAGGAGAGGGAAGACCUGUGUGCCAAAAUUCAAGCAGGAGAAGGAGAAACUGCUGUCCUCAACCAACUACAAGAGAAGAACCACACUCUGCAGGAACAGAUAUCACAACUGACAGAGAAGAUGAAGAACCAGUCAGAAAGCCACAAGCAAGCGCAAGAAAAUUUGCAUGAACAAGUCCAGGAGCAGAAGUCACAACUUCGCGCAUCAGAAGACCGUGUUCAGUCUCUCGAGACCUCCCUAGAGGAGAUCUCCAGUCAUCUGAAUGAAAGCAAAGAAAAAAUGGUCCAGCUAGAUUUACAGAUCAAAGCAAAGACUGAGCUGCUGUUAUCAGCGGAAGCUGCAAAGUCUGCACAAAGGGUUGAUUUACAGAAUCAUUUGGAUACAGCCCAAAAUGCAUUGCAAGACAAGCAACAGGAAUUAAAUAAAGUCAACACUCAACUUGAACAAGUGACGACAAAAUUCCAGGAGAAGCAUGAGCACUGUAAUCAGCUGGAGCAGAGUUUUAAAGAGUACAAAGAAAAGCAUCUCACUUUAGAACAGAAAGCUGAGGCACUUGAGGGACAGAUCAAGAAACUGGAAGCAGACCUGGCAAGUGUGAAAGCUAGCCGUGAGCAGAGCCUUCAUGAUCUCCAGCUACAGAAGCAGCUGAGCUCACAAUUGGAGCUGAAAGUGGCAGAACUGAGCAAACAACUGGAGGAUGAGAAGGGAUUAGUGUCUACUACUAAGCAGGAGCUGCAGAAAAAGUCUGAUUCCCUGCUGCAUGCCAAAGAAUCUCUUUCAAAGCAAGAGAAAGAGCUGAGCAGUCUCAAGGAGACGGUACAGAAGUUGAAAACGAACCUGGAAAAAAUGACAACACAAGAGCGGGAGGCUUCUAGUAAUGUGGAGAAAUUCAGGCUUGAGAGAGACACUUUGCAAAAAGAUCUAUCAGAAGCCAAAGACAAGUUAACAAAAAACACGGAGUCCUUAGAAAAGACGAGAGGGCUGGUGGAAAAGGAGCGUCAGAGCGCCAAAGAGCUGAUUGAGACCAUAGAGAAAUCACGGGAUGAAAUGAAGGUUAAGCUGAAAGCACAGGCAGAGUCUGCAGCUAAAGUGCAGGAGCUCAGCACUCAGCUGACUGCUAAAGAGGAGGAAUUCACUAAAUUGAAGUCUCAAAUACAGUCUUGUAAUGAUAGGAUACAGGGUUCUAUUAAAGAUAAAGAAAAACUUCAACAAGAACUUCAGGCACAGCUGAAAAAGAUCCAAACCUCUUCUGAAGAAGAUAAGAAAAGACACGAAAAGGAUAUGCAAGUUCUUACUGCCCAAUUGGAUGAGAAGGCACAGUUAGAAAAAAAACUGCAGCAACAGAUCGCAUCACUAACUGGUGAGCUGGUGUCUGAGAAAGGAAAGCUGUCUGACUUGCAGAAAGCCAGUGAUGACCUCCAAGGAAAACUGGGAAGUCUCCAGUCUGAUAUGUAUGGAAAGGAGUCUGAAGUUUCUGCAAUCCGACAAGAUCUAAAAUCUGUAGAGGAAAAGCUCAUCCUAGCUCAGGAGGAGCUGAAAUGUAACCGGAAUGAAAUAAGCAGCCAGAAUAAACAGAUAAAAGAGCUGACCACACUGAAGACCUCCAUGGAGCAGGACAUAUUGACAAAGACAAAUCGGCUAAAGGAGCAUGGGCAAAGCCUGCAGGAAUUACAAGCACAUAAGACCCGCACUGACAAAGAGCUGAGUGACGAAAGGGUGAAAGCUAGUAAUCUUAAUUCUCUAAAGGAAAAGUUUGAACAGGAACUAAUGAAGAAGACAGAAGAACUAAAGAACGUCAGAGAGGACUACCAAAAGAAAAUAAGCAGUUUGGAGGAAGCCAAGCAACUACUAAUUCAGCAGAAGCUUGAGGUGCAGGGCAAGAUGGAGGGCUCUGCGACUGCUCUGCAACAGGAGAAGCUGCUGCAGCAAACUCUAAAGGAUGACCUGAAAAGAAAGGAGGUGGAAUGGAAGAAGCAGCAUACAGAGCUGCAACAUAAACUUACUACAGAAGCAAAAGAUAAAGAGGAGCAAAGAAAGAAGCAUGAAGAGAAUGAGUCAAAGCUGACUAUGCAAAUCACAGCAUUAAAUGAAAACCUCGCUACGCUAAAGAAGGAAUGGCAGAGCAGUCAGCGCAGGGUCAGCGAGCUGGAAAAGCAAACCGAUGACCUGCGGGGAGAGAUUGCAGUGUUGGAAGCAACAGUACAGAAUAACCAGGAUGAUAGGCGUGCUCUUCUAGAAAGAUAUCUUAAGAGUGAGGGUGAAAUUGAGAAGCUUCAAGCCAAAGUAGUAGAACUACGGAAGAAAGUAGAUGAAACCACAUAUGCCAUGGAGGAGCUGGGCAGAGAAAAUCAGUCACUACAGAUAAAAAACAGUCAGGCUCUAAACAGAAAGUGGACAGAGGACAAUGAAGUACAGAACUGUAUGGAGUGCGGCAAAGGAUUUUCUGUAACAAUAAGAAAGCACCACUGUAGACAUUGCGGAAAUAUCUUCUGUGCAGAAUGUUCAGCAAGGAAUGCCUUAACGCCCUCCUCCAAAAAGCCAGUCCGUGUUUGUAAUACAUGUUUUAAUGAUUUGCAAGGGUAGGAUUGCUUCCCUAGACAAAUUACACUUAGUAUUUUUGUUAUUGCACUUCAUAAAGCACUCAAAGUACUUAUUCCUUUGGAUGGGGAUUGUAAAAUUUGACAACACAAAAAUACAUUUUGAAAUGUUUUAUUGAUACAAAGCAAACUUAUUGUAUUUUACAUAAACGCAAGCCUAAGCGUAUCCAGCUUUUUCCUAAACAUCUUUUCUGUUUUGCUGACAUUUCCAAUUUGUUUAGCUGCCUGUAAAUAGUAGGCGAACAGAAGCAACUACAGUAUGUAUUUUUUAUACAUAAUUUGACCGUAUACAAGGAAAUACGUUCGUUUGAGAUGUGAUUUGGUAAUUGAGUAAGGCUGUAAAACUGUGUAAGGAUCUAUUUGUUUUCUCAGUAAUUGUACAGCGGUGUUUCUUGCUCUGCACAGUUCUGUGCUGCAGAGAAAUAAUAGCGGUUUUACCUGGUAUUAAAACUUCCACUGUCACCCACUCCUUGCACUCACACAUCACUUGUAUGUAGUCCGCACAAGGGCAGAUCAGUGUUGGUGUACUAUUUUUUUUUUAUUUUAUUUUUUUUUUAGUACUCAAGACCUUCCUUUUGAAAGCAGAUUCUAUUGGGGCUCUUGAUGUUUGUUUUGUUUUUUUGUAUGUGGCCGACUUUAGCAGAAUAUUUACCCUAGAAAUUAGAUUGCCUGAGCUGUACGUGUCCUGUGGAGUGGACCGAUGCACAGUUAAUGUGUUUAAAAUCCACCUUAAUACUCAUAAUGUAUCUGCCUUCCGUAGCACCCAUGAAGAUCAUUGGACAAUAGACUGUGCUCUGGAAUACUGUUGUUCAUCACGUGAAUGAUACGGAUUCCUUCUUCCACCAGUGCAUAGAGUAGCCACAUUAAGCAUCUUACCAAUAUUUAGUUGCUGUAUACAAUGUACUAACAUUGAUUCACACUCCUCUCCACUCCAAAGUCAUUGGUGGAAAAAUAGGAGUAAAUUCAUAAUAUCACAUAUAUUAAGUUCUAAACAUACAGGUGACACCUACUACUAACAUAUACUGUAGCCAGAAAGGAGCAUUAUUGUGUAGUACUUACUAAUUGUGUGCACACAUUGAUACCACUUUUAAUACCAUAUAAUUAAUUUGCAUGUGCUGCUAUUUUUGGUUAUUUUUGUGUAGUAUUUCUUUAACCAUUUUACGUCAAAGGACACUUCCUUCUCAUUUUAUUCAAUGAUAACUUUGCAUAUCCUGCUGGUCCUUUAGAGAUUGUACUUUCCCUUUUCCAUGAGUAAAGUCAUGAGUUCACCACAUUAUAAUUUAUAUAUGUACACAUGUCAGGGGUUAAAGCUAACACCAGUAUUUAGAGGUUUAGUAAUGAACAACUGGAACACUAACUAGAUUGCAAUGUUUUCCUCAUAUUGUAGUUUAAGUUCUAAUAGUAAUGCCCACUGGAAGGUUCUGCCAAUUAUUGUAGCUCUUGUAAUAUUCAGCAUUCCUCUCCGUUAGUGCAGCAUAGAACAUACAUUGUUAAUUAUAUCUCUGUGUUCUGGCUUGAUCAUCUUUUCCCAAUCAUCCUGCAGAAAUGACACUGGUUAACUACGUCAUAACGGUAAAAUAGAUGCUACGUUACUUACCUCUGCAAAGUGGAAAAACUAUAUAUUAGAGUCUUAAAAGUCAAUGACUCUAAAAUGGUGGCACAUUAUUCCUAUAUCCAGCUACAGAAUUUUCAUAAGCCAUCUCUGUGGUUCGUGGUUUCUAGUCUGUCUGAGAUAGGCUGCUUACUGAAGUCAUAAUUGAAUGUACUACCUAGGACAAAAACAGCGCACUUUCUGUGUAGCACAUCCUUCAAUCCUUCCCUUCAUUGGCUAAGUGUUUACAUGUUGCCAAAUGUCAAAUAUUUCUGACUCUUUAGGUCAUACCCAAAUCCAUAGUUGUGCAGUUUUGUUUUACGCUUUACUGGUGACUGCUGCAGUUGUGGCCCAAAUAAAGAUCUUUGGGAGUGAGGUUUAGGGUCCUCUUUAUAAAGUGGCGCUUCCUGCUGGGUUGGAUGUGAAACUAGAAAAUGGCAGUCGGUGUAUAAAGCAUGCCGGGCCUAACUGAAUGCAAGUGCAGUUUUACAUUUUCACCUCCAGCCCAGAGGGACGGAGCUGCCGCAUUGUAAAUAAGGCCCAUAGUGUCAAGAUGAGGAAGGUAUUCUAUGUAAAUCUACUGUACAAUAUUGUAGCUAUAUUUUUCUUUUUUCAAGGAUAUUCGACUGGAAAUGCGGAAAAGUAACUUUACAGAUAUAUAUAGUGUAUGAUUUUGUGACUAAAGUCAUUUUGUGAAAAUGUAACUGUGUGUCUGUACAACUUAUGGUUUAUAGCCUGGUUAAGGAAAAGUAAAUGAUCAUGCCCGUGUACAUAUGUAGUGUACCUGUGCUGUUUAUCUUUUUGGUCUAGUAACGUUCUUUCAUUUAUCAGAAUAGCUAUUAUAGCCAGGCUUAUUGGCCUUGUAGGUAUGAACUAGUAUUAUCCGCCACAGAAAUAUUUUAUUAAAUUUGUUUUUAGGUUUAAAUGUAUUGAUCCAAAAGUGAGAGCCCUGUUGGGUUUGGACAUUAAUGGUCUACAUUCCUCUGUACUUACUAGAGUGGACAGAGCGCAGAUGAGAGCAGUGCUGAGACCAUGUGUUUAUGCAGUCGCUGGACUGGUUUGGUCAGAUCGCUCGUGGCUUUGCUAGGUGCUGUUACCAGAGGAGUGAACUACAGUAUGUUGUCAUUUGUGUAUUUAAGAGAAUCCAAAUUGUGACAAGUACUUUUCUAACAACAUAUACCAGGUGCCUACAUUUUAUUUUUAUUUUUCCAUUUAAUUUACUAUUUUUGUAUUGUAUUUUUACAAAUUGUUAGCUUUUUGUGGAAAACAUGCCAUUUGUCCUAGCGAAGUGUGGUUGAAUGCUAACUAGAAUUAUUUGUGGGGAUCAGAACCACCAUCACUGAAAGCAGAACUUUGCCCAGCAGCUGCAAGACCUGCUUUCGAAAACUGAGAUCUGUGCUAGUUCUACCUCUGGAACAUCUCUACUGUAUUGGGUAGGAAGCCCUUGGCCCCAUUACAACAUCUAUAGUGAUUAGUACAGUGGCCUGGCAGCAGCAGAAUGUACCUGGCCAUAAAAGGUGGCACCUGAAUUGAAUGCUCACAUUCGGCGGCCAGUUCACAUCACACUCUGGGGCAAUAUCUUCAUCCUCUGAGCCAAUUGCUAAAUUGUAGUGCGACCAGGUGAGAUUCAUAUUUGAGGCAUGGACCCAAACUUAUGUGUGUCUCUGGAAAUACCAUACAUGUUCAUAUUGCCUCUGUUUCUGCAAGAUAUUUAGUAUAUGUGCAUAAUAUCUCUGACUACCUCUUUCAGUAUGUAUACUUGCUUGCUUGCUGAUAUUAGCAUGUUAUGCUACAUAUGCAAAAUCUAUUGUAGCAAGACUUAUUGUUGAUAUUAUUAUGCCAUGGGUGUAAUAUCACCAGCUUCAACAUAGCAGAUAUGCCUGAUUAAGGAGAAAUUAGACCCAAGACUUAAUUGUUUUACUCUGUAUUUCAGAGAAUUUUAUUGAUCUACAGGCUAUAUAUGUAAUAAUAAUUUGGGCAAAAUUAGCUUGUCUAAGUGCAAUAUCAUUAAUGUGCAUAAUGUGUGACUCCUGAACUAAUGAGGGCUUGUGUUUGUGCCAUUCAUGUAUUAUAUUCAGUGUGCCAUUAAGUCACCCUCAGUUCCUCUUUAUUGUGCCAUUCAUCUUUUUUUCUUCCCACAUUUGUUUUAAAGUUCCAGUACCACCUGCAGCUACUUAUCUCCUCUGACUCUGUCCUGGGUUCCGUUGUCCAACUCUGAGGCCACCACACCACCCCACCCCUGCAGCGAACUGGGGCUGUGCCAUGCUGCAAAGGGGAAUGGUUAGUGGGAGGACCAACCAGAAUCUGCUCAGAUUCCAAGCCAUUUUAAGGUGGUAACCAAACUUUCACCACUUUAAUUCAUAAUGCUGCAAGUCUGUUGCCAAAAUUAAUAAUGACAAAGCUUCAUUUAAGUAGCCCACACAUACAUUGUAGAAAAAUGUCCUCAGUGUAUAAUGAAGGUCAUAAUUGCACCCAAAGAAAUCAGACAAAUGCUCCAUCCAAAUUUAAGCAAUGUUGUGGCGGAAUUCAGUUGUUUUUCUGCUGGCAGCCAGGAGAUGGUGCCCAAACAGAGCUAUUCAAUUGAAAACCUGUUCAGGCACUAUGGCUGCUGGUGUCUGCAUUUAAGAUCGCACUCCCCAGAGGUAGUGAGCUGAAAUGCGCAAAAAGUGACCCAUUUGUGCGCUGAAACUGCACUUUUUACAGCAGUUUCGUUGAGUUUAGGUGCUUUAUGUGGCUAAACCUGACCUCUAUCAGGGCAAUAAAAACAAUCAAUUGAAUGAUCUCCCAUCACUUUAGUUGGGAGAUCGGGUGUGAUAUAACAUUUGAAUAUCGUCCUCUAUGAUUGAUUUACCACCUCAGAUUUCUAUAAUGAGUAUAUGUUGUGUAGAAGGGCUCAAUCUUGCAUUCAUGUGACCUAAAUCUAUCAGCUUCAAAAAUCAGAAAUGAUCACGACAACAAGAAUUCUUUGCCUCUAAAAUGUAUCAAUUUAAACUGCUGGGACACAUGCUCCAAAAAGAAGACGUACAGUAAUGUUAUUUCACAUGCAAUAACUUUACUUCUGCUUAUGUACACAAGGUAGCUACAUGUGCAAUGUGGAUUUGGACCUCUUGUAACCCAUCUGAAGAGGGAUCUUCAGAAAACUAUGGGGCGGCUGAUGUUGGGGGUUGAUGGACAGAAAGCAGGAGAUACAUCUGAUAUCUCCUGCUUUCUGUACUGUUACAUUCCAGUGACACUUAGAAAUGUGGAAACAGCUGUUUCUGCAUAUUUUAAGCACAGAAUUGACCCCAUGAAUUAUAUCAAUUUUUUCAUUAAUAUUAUACAGACAGUGGGUAUGUUCUUUGUCUCUUCUAAAAAGUAAAACUAAUCUGGUUUUCCUUCGUAAUCUUUAUUGCAAUCACCCCAUAAUUCAGAGUAGCUAUACUGUGGCCCUUUAGUUGCUAUGGAUUUAUCUGGCUGGCUACACCUGCUGAUACUACUCUUGUGGAAGCCCAUAUUUGUCUGAAUCAUACAGUAACCAUGUGUGGCAUCAUGUGCUGAUACAAGUAUACAUAAACAGUCUGAGACAUUUGUGAAAACUGGUGAGCAGGAUAAUGUACUGUAAUCAAUAUAAUGCUUUCUCUUUUCCUAGUGUGUACUACACCAAUGAUUAUAUGCAAAUUGGUUCCAGUAGAUUACAGCACAUCUUUAGUUGCACCAGUUUCAUAAAAGUACUGUAUAAGAUUCCAGACAAAGCAAAGUCCUUGUUUCUGGUUAUGUCAUGUUAGCAAAUAUAGUAAUGUAUUUAAUGUUUUGCUGUGUCUAAUACAACUGAGGAACACAUCCAUAUAACCCAUGGCACGCUGCUGCAUCGGGAAGAAGAGGGGAGGCUGCACAUAGAAUUAGCCACUGACUGAUUGUUGUUUUCCCAUUUUGCAGUGAAUGUGUGAAGCUUUUUAUGGGAUCCUGUGCACUUUGUGGAAAUUAAUUUCUGCUGAACUUUGCAAUGCAAUUUUAUGCAUAUUACACUACACUUGGCUAACUGACGCAUACAAAGUUUUGCAUGAGUAUUUGACAUGUUUUCUUUCUAAGCCCUUCUUUCAAUGUUGUGUUUACACUUGUGAUCAUGUAGUGGUGCCUUAUGGUGAGAGACUUUAUUCCAGCGCGCACUUACAUUGGAAACGUAUCCGUAACUAGACAUCUUGCGGGUCUUGGAGAUGAGUGGAGUGGAAGGAUGCCUGUUGAAAUGUUAUUUGUUUUCUAAUCUGUAUAAUAAAUGGUAAAUAAAAUAGAUCUUUCUAACUA